AUGUCUUCCUCUGAGAUCAGCUACAAUGUUACAUUCAGCUGCAAAUUCGGACAUUUUUGUCUCAGUGGACUUCUUUCCGAAGAUGACUCCCGUUGCGUGGAGUCCACCCUUACCGAAGAUAUCACUUCACGCCUCUUCUAUCAAUGUUCAACACGUCCUUCAAACAAUGUAAACAUCGCAAUAAACUCAAACUUUGAUGAAAAAGAAAGUUUCGUUGAUUACUUUCAAAAAAAAUAUUAUGAGCCCACACUACUCGUUGUCCAUAACUGCACAGUAUUUGAUGGAGUCCUUCAUUCAACCCACCGCUUACCUUCCGUGUUGAUUCAAAGAAAGUCUGUUUUCAAAGCUGUUGAAGAAGACAUCACCGAAGUUGGCAAUCAAAUCAAAUUUAAUAAACCCUAUUAG
This is a messenger RNA of Caenorhabditis remanei, 405 nucleotides long. RefSeq lists its product as uncharacterized. The transcript is spliced from 4 exons. NCBI's taxonomy places the organism in Eukaryota, Metazoa, Nematoda, Chromadorea, Rhabditida, Rhabditidae. The coding region runs from base 1 to 405 and encodes 134 amino acids. The record is from RefSeq and is a predicted model, not a curated record.